This is a messenger RNA of Durusdinium trenchii, 888 nucleotides long. The record is from the annotation of a GenBank genome assembly. NCBI's taxonomy places the organism in Eukaryota, Dinophyceae, Suessiales, Symbiodiniaceae.
AUGACUCUGAGCCUUCCCGGAAACUCCUCCAUAAACCUUGUUGGAGGAUUGCAGAUUCACCUCGGACAACAGCAAGAGCAUGGUUUUGAUGAGCUGAUGUUUCACGUCAAUGCUUUGAAUGCGGCUGCACCAGCUGAGCUUGAGUGUGAGUUUGUUACAGUAUGUGUUCCAAAGAACAAAAAUACUUCUGCUGGUCCUGAACCAGCGGUCUAUGGCAGUGCUGGAGUGUCAACACCCCGGGAGACUGCAAAGCUGCUCAUUCAGCGAUGGAUUCGGGAUGUGCGACAUUCGCAGAAGUGCAUGAUCCUGGUUGGUGAAUACGAUGGUAGGGUGUCCUGGGCCUUCUCCUCGCUGAUUGAUUUGACCAGCGAGAGAGGCCGCCCCUUUGCCAUGGAGGCGACUGAGACGAUGGAGCGGAGCCUGCGACCGUCCAACCUGAACGCGUCGAUCAGUGCCACCUCGAGGCAAUGGACGCAUCCGUGGCCAAGUAUGACAGGCGGAGGCAUGGCGUCCCCAACGCUGACGGCCUCCAGAUUCGUGGCGCCGCCCCGCGUCACCUAUGUGCAAACCCAGUCAGACCUCCAACGGCCCGUCUCCAUGCUGCUCCCAGCCUCCGCGCCGGCCUCCGCGCCAGCCGCGCCACCGGCCAAGCGCGCGACCGCGCCGGCGACGUUGACGGCGCCGGCGCUAGCAGCGCCCAUGAUGCCCAGGGCAUCGAUGCCGGCCGCCAGAUAUGGGACCUCCUAUCCGGCUACUGCCUGGACCAUGCCUUCUGUGCGCACGAUGCCUGCUCAUGCUGCACCGGGCCACGCUUGCCGGGCCUACGGUUUGGCACCUGCUUCGCAGGUGGCCAUGCAGGCUCAAGCGCGUUUCCCGUUGCCCGUGUGA